GUUCAAUUUGAACGAGUAGGCCCGGACACUAGGGUAAAAUUAAAGAUGGCGCAAAUAACCGGCUAGGAGACCUUACAAAUUUCACAAAAAUAGAGAGUUAGUGCUGUGAUUCGAUCUUGGUGCUUUAGGGAGAUGUUGUCAGUAACUUUUGCAUGAAUGCUCCGAACUAUCCACCGACUAUUACAGAUCAAGAAACUCUCAGCUUUGACCGAUGUAAGUAUAACACACUCCUCUUGAAUUGAAAUAUCUAUGGCAUUUUUUAUUUCACCAAUCUGGAUUCCUUGCCACAAAAAUGGAUUCUUUCAGAAGCUUUCAUUGAUCUUGGAACCUAUAUAUUUCAGUUCAUUACAUCUAGCUGAACCAUUUAGGAAAUAACCUUUUGAGUCUUGACUAAAUAAAGAUUAAAUUUAUUAUUUUUUUAAAAAAAGGAACUGAAUUAAUUACUCACAUCAAAACUUUUUGGACCUUUUUUUGUCUAUUCUCCCCCGAUAGAAAAAUCUUGGACAAUGCAAGGAUAGGCCAAUUUAUCAUGUUGUUGUAUGCUAAAUAACCUAGUCUGCGAGUAGAAGUGUGCAGCCAGUCUGCAUGAAUGAGAGAUUGUGUAUUUAUACAGCUGAUUGAAAUUAUUAAAUAUUGAACCACUUAAUUUACAUUUGGCCUUGGCAUGUUUGUACAAAUUCUGGAUCACUAUUUACUAAAGACAUGGAAACAAUACCGUGUUUACUCAAAUAAGCGCAACCCCCAAUUAAGCACCAUCCUCGAAUAAUACAUGGUUCAAUUUGACCUGUUACCAUGCCUUCCCCCUCUAGCCAUACGUCUGGGGAUUUGCCAUUUUUUUCUUUUCUGGUGGUCUAUUCCCCACUUCCGGUCACGCAGAAGAUGAUGAUUCCCCACCCCCAAGCUCCUGAUCAACCUCAUAUACAUACAUGCCAACUCUCCUAGAUACGACACCAACCUCCCGGUCUCCCGUAUGGGUCACCAUAUCUCCCAGAUAAAAUCAUCUUUUGAGCUUUUCUGUGCCUUAGUUUGAAAUGUAGCCCAUUUUUUGCUCAAAACUUGAAUUUUUCAUAUUCAUAGUACUGUUUCUGGGGCAUUUUUGCAGCUAUUUUAUAGUCACUGACAAAGAUUAUUUCUGGCAUCAAAAUGAUGAUCAUGAAUUUUGACAGUAUGUACUUCAUGCAAGACUUCAUAUAAUGUCCUAAGUCAUUCCCAUAUUUAUCGGGGGGAAGGGGGGGUUGGUAGUGAAAACGAGAGAGUCUCCAGAUUUUAGAUCUCUAGAGGUUGGCAUCUCUACAUAAACCUAUGUUUUUGGGGUGUACACCUGUUUGAGAGCUAUAGUGAUUUCCAUUCAACAGCAAAACCAGAACUUUUAUAAACGUUUUCUAGAGUUUUGUGAAAGGAGGAUAUACGUGUAUGUAGUUAAAACAUGAACUGAAUACAUUUGAAAACAAAAAGGAAGAAACUACUUGAUAGAACACUUCAUAGGAACACUGGACUGAAUCUUUGUUUAUUUAUAUAUAUUAGAAGCCUUGUAUCCAUUUUCAUAUACAGUCCAAGGCUGAAAAUAACUUUUUUUAAUAAGCAGGUCAUUUGUCAGGUCAGAGACCAGACCUGACCUGACAAGGAAACAGUCUGGUCGGACAAAAAAAAUUCCAAGUGAAAGAGCAAAAUUAAGAAUUAAACAAAACAACCUACUUCACUGCUUUAAUUGCACAAUAUUAAUCACAGACAGGAGCUGUAACAGUUGUAACAGUUCACUGAUCAGUCUUUACUGACUUCGCACUUAAAAACAAAAAUUAAACAAAAAUUUAAUUCUGAUUUACUUUUGAAUAGCAGAUUAUUAUUUUUUGAUUGUCAAUGUGUGUGUUUGCCAAAUAACAAAACAAUGUUUUGCCAAAAGUGUCAUUAAAGUAUGAUAAUUAAAAGUUUAAUUUGGAUCAAAAGUGCCCGGUCAGAGUGACAGACCAGACUAAUAUUUCGCCGGUCAAAACGUCAAAUUUACCGGACAAUUGUCCGAUGACCGACUGUUAUUUGCAGCCUUGCAGUCUAUUUAAGUUGUCUUAUUAUUAAUCUAGGCUGAAGAAAUAUUUUUUGUUUCUUUUGUGAACAGAAACAAUUUGAGUACUAGCCUGCCAUUUCUUCUCUCUUCUCACUGUUUGGGAUGCUUCGCCAGGAGAGGCAUCUGCGUCUCAGCUUCAGAAAAAAACGAUGUUUUUAUUCCUCUCCAACCACUAUUCAGCGUUUUCCCUUGAAAAUACGUGGUCUUGAGUUCUGCAGCUUCGUGCAAACCGCGCAAGAAAUUACACAUAAUUUGCAAAAUAAAAGAAAGUUAUUUUUGAUUUGCCCCACCCUCAUACCCCUGGGACAGGACUUCUUCAAACAAUUCCCCACCCCCAGGCCCAAAGGGCUGAACUUGUCUUGGGAGUUGCUGGUGGGAGGAGGUGGUAACAGGUCGAGUUGAACCAUGCAUAAGCCCUGCAUUUGGGACAAAACAUUUACCCCCCCCCAUAAGUGUAGAGAAGUCAUUCACGAAGACUUUUGGCCAACUGUGGCCAACAGUCAGUUGGUUGACAAUCAGCUGGCAGGUCAUUUGGUAAGCUUCCCUUCAGUUCUAGUGGUGCUUGAAUAAUGGGGGAAAAGAUUUAGAUAUUGGUUUAUAUUCAGGUAUAUCACGAAGCACAUAAGAAAUUUGGAAAGCUUUUUUGAGAAGAAGAAAGGCCUGCGUAAAGCAUGAUUGACUAAAUUUGGCUUCACAUUGCAACAUUUCAUGCAACACAGACCUCCUAGUCAGUGAUUAACUUUGAUUGUUGCAAUUGUUAAUUUGAUUAAUUGAAAUUUGCUGUCAUGCCAUUGCCUCCAAUGUUGCAGAUGGUUGGCAUGAUUUCAUUUCAAAUUCGACACCUUUUGAUAGAUAUGAAACACAAAGCAAAUUGCAAGGAGAAUCCAGAAGUGAGGUUCACCUUUCCACUGAGUUCCCCUCCAAAUAAACUUACAAAUUAUAUCAAUAUUAACACUGAUAGCUUCAUCAUCUUUGAUGCCCUUUAGGGUUACUUUCCCACUGUAAAUAUUGCUUUAAUAAAAUUACCUUUUAAAUGUUUGGUUUUUAUUCAUUGACAGGGCAUUCGCUUUAUCUCUGUUUCUUCACACAAAAGAACCACUGACGAAAGUAAGCUAUUUACACUCUAUUUCGCUAUCAAUCAUAACUAUAACAAAAUUGUCAAAUCUGAUUGGCCAUCAACUGUCCUGAUUUCAGCACUCAUAGGACAGUGUAACAGGACAGUACACAUCAUGCCGAAGUAAUAUUGGACAGUACAUGCCACCACAUGCGCGCUUCAAUGGCUUUUUUUCACUGCCACCAAAAAAAAGAAAACUCAGAGAAUUUCUUGCAUUUUCAUUGAAAAAAGCCUAAAAUAUCACAAAUUUUGUUAUAUAUAGUCAUGAUUAAUUGGUAAUAGAACUUCUUUUCAUCCAAUUUGGUCUGUAAUUAUACUCGUGAUUAAACAAAUCGGACUCUUAUCUCAUUUUCUCGAUCACUAAUUGUAUGAUUACAGACCAAAUUGGACUCCACUCAGUCCUAUUACUAUCAUUAAGAAUGCUAUUAUGCUGAUAUAGUUUGUAUCACUGAACCUGAUCAUGCCUGUGAUGUUAAAAUAUACUUUGUGCUACUAUCUAUUUUUACACUUUUCUUGCACCUGAGAGUGAAACUCAGGAAACCAUGAAUCAGAAAUAUUUCUGAAAUUAGCUGGUUCCAGGUAUUCAGAUAGUGGAGUGUAGGUACAAAAUAAAAAACAAGCGAGAAAAAAGUGUGCAGAGACUGGAAACAAUGACAAAAGUUUCCUUGCCAAACCUUUACCUUUUUUCUCAGUCUUUGCUGUUUUUUCGCCUGCCUGCAGGCAAAACUAAACUCUGGUUGACUAACCAGAGUUUAGUUUCGUCUUCGCGCAGGCUACUGUUUUUUAGUUCACACUAUUUUUGGCCUGCACUCCAUGAAUAUCCAAUUGCCUGUAACAGGCUUUUCUGGAAUGUUUUGAAAAGCUAAUCCAGGCGAGAGAAAACUAUACCCCCACAAAAAUGGUAAAUUAUGUGAGUUUUGUGGCUUUCUUUCAUUCAGACCUGAUCUUUUUUGUGAUUUUGUUUAUAACAUAAUAAGCAUUCACGAAAGUUUUCAGGUUUACAUGGUUUUGUGAGUUUGACCAUAAGGCUACCAUUAAUAAUUUUGUUACAAAGAAAUUUAAUGUGCUUUUUGUGACCAUUCAGCAAUUCCCAAAAUUUAUUUCUAUAGUACUUUGUACUCCCCAAAAUAAUUUACAUUGUUUAUCAGUCAAAUCUUUGCAAAUCUUUGUUAUUGCAAAAAUUGUUCAUAAAUUGCCAUCAGAUAGGUCCAUUAGAGACUAUACCAAAGACAUUUUGACCUUACAUUGUAUAUAUUGUAAUAAACAUCAGGUAAUAUUAAUGUAAAUUAAUAUCACUAUAUAUGUACGUAGUAUAAAAAGAAAAAUAUAGGGGUACAUUGUUCACCAUUAAUUUAGUAGGAUCAAAUUACUACACUAGACUUUAUACAUAUUUGCAUUACAUAGGUACAACAGACCCAGGAGGUCCAUUGCCAGAAAAAAGCCAGAGUGAUGUCGAUACUGAGAAGAAGCCACCAGUAACACCACCCCCUCCCCCUCUGGAUUUGUGUUGCAUGAGUGGAUGUCAAAACUGUGUCAUGAUACAACAUGCAGAAGAGCUCUUAAAACUUUAUAGUGAUGACACAGCUGCUAGAGCUGCUAUAGAGGAAAUUCCCGAUGAAAAUUUGAAGGCGUUUCUCAGAAUAGAACUGAACCUCAAGUGAUAUAUCUCAAAGAAGCUUCUCUGUUCUUCAAAGUAUACUAUGUUGUGAAAAGUACAAUUGACCAAUUUUGAUAUAUUGCCUUUGAGGCUUGG
Molecule: messenger RNA, 4926 nt
Organism: Porites lobata
Lineage: Eukaryota; Metazoa; Cnidaria; Anthozoa; Scleractinia; Poritidae
Source: the annotation of a GenBank genome assembly